AUGGCGAACCUACCCGCUCGCGACCCUCUAGCCAUCCUCGGCUCCUCCCUCUUCCUCGACGUCCUCAGCUAUCUCCCUUACCAGACCGUCGGAAUCAUACCGUCCGUCUGCCGCUCAUGGCGCGACUUUGAGAGCUCCGAAAGCUCGGCUAUCUGGCGGCCGGUAUGCAAGCGCGUCAAUGGGGACCCUCGGCGAUUGCAGGAGCUCGCUGAAGCGGAGCGGGUGCGAUUCGAUACCGGGCCGCACGGGAAGGAAACCGGGCAGGCGGGCGGGAGUAGUGCGCCGUGCAGAUCCAGCACAUCUGGUGCGGACUGGAAGGGACUGUUGAAAGAGCACGUCUUGCCCAUCCGGAAUUUCCUGCGGGGAAGGUGUACGAAUCGCUUCAUAACGGAGCCCGGGAGCCCUGAGGAAUUUGGCCAGUAUGAGGUGAACGAGGAAGAAGAGACGUGUAUAGCUACCCGUGGCGACUGUCGCGGGUUGCAAGUGCUCGACCUCCGUACCCUCGAGCUUUUGUUUUGGGUACCGGAUUUGGACCAGGCAACGCACUUCGAGGCUUGUGGGGGUUUUGUUGUCGCAGGCUGCAUAGUUUCCUACCAGCCAUGGACGCUCAUGCUGCGAGUCUUCCGCACGCAAUCGGCCAUUACACGAUCCCCUCGCCCUUGUCCACCUUACGCCGAGAUCCCGGAGUCUGUGCGGACCUCUGUCGCGCCCUUGGAACCAUCUUGGUCGGUCGCAUCGACAACGGCGCCAAAGGGCAAGACUAAUACUACCGCCCAGCAUGCCGCAAAGACAUACCUUCCGCGAGGGGGUCUCGCCUACUAUAGGGACAUCCCCAUGGCAUCGGUCUUCAACCGCUUCUGCGUCAAGGUGGAACACGAGGGGACGCGGCUGGAACGUGUGGUGUUAGCUUUGAUGGGGGAACAACAGGUGGCGUUGUGGGAUUUGGACGAUGUAGACGCGCCUGCCGAGGUGAUCGACUUUCCGCACGAACAUCCAUGUCGCAUUGAAGGUAUCGACUUUGACAACGACUACGUCUUUAUUCUCUACGCCGACUACAUACAAAUCAUGUCCCGCUCAACGCAAGAAUGCGUCUUCGUCACCCCGUCCAGCCCCGAUGACUCGUUCACUACUCCCCAAACAAGCGCGGUCGUAUACGAACUUCACCUCGAGGCGGAUCACGAUCCGGGCUACAACCCAGUGAUUGUCAUCGACAGUGAUGACGAGGAUGACACUUCAGAAGCAUCAGAGGAGCCUGAAACACCCAGGCCCCCUUUUUUGAGCAAACAGAGGGAUGUGAAGGGUUACCGUGGCGGCGCAGAGGUGGCAGAGUACGAUGACGCAGAGCUCUCGCCUGAGACAGAAGAGGCGCGGUAUGAUUAUGCUAGGUCUACCGACUCCGCUUCCUCCUCCUCAGCUCAGGCCUUGCCCCGAUUCACGGACCUCACGCCCGCUCGACCACCUACGACCGUGCCCGGCGAAGAGGCGUACGUAGAGGUAUCGGGAGCGAAGAAUGGAGGGGUCCGUCUCAAGGUGGAUGCGGGUACGGGCUGCGGGGGUAUAACGUGGGCUUCGGGUGAGGUCUUGGCUAGAUAUCUCGCCUAUAGGCAUGAGGUCGAUCCGGCGUACCUGCACCAAAGGAACAUUCUGGAGCUGGGCUCGGGCACUGGGCUCGUCGGUAUAGCGGCGGGGCUGCUGCAGCCUGAGACGAGCGUAUGGGUGACAGAUCAAGCAUGUCUCUCGGAGCUUAUGAAGUCCAACAUCACCCAUAACUUCCCUUCCGGCUCCAGCUCCUCCGUACCUCCCGUCCGCGCCGCAGAGUAUAACUGGGGCGAAGCCAUCCCCGAGGAGAUAGCGGCAAGCGAGAUAGAUAUGGUGCUUGCCGCAGAUUGCGUCUACUUCGAGCCGACCUUUCCUCUGCUCGUACAGACACUAUGCGACCUCGUUCCCCGCAAGCCGACUGUGGAGGGCAAGCCGGUGGAGGUGUUGUUCUGCUGGAAGAAGCGAAGAAAGGCUGACCGGCAUUUCUUCUCGAUGCUCAAGAAGAAGUUCGACUCUGUCCCUGUGGACGACGACAGGCCGGGCGAGCGGGAACGAUACACCAGAGAAGGGAUCUCGCUCUUGCGCUUGACGAGGAGGAAGUAG
This is a messenger RNA of Dioszegia hungarica, 2142 nucleotides long. RefSeq names its product putative methyltransferase-domain-containing protein. The transcript is spliced from 9 exons. Gene Ontology annotation, molecular function: protein binding. The coding region runs from base 1 to 2142 and encodes 713 amino acids. NCBI's taxonomy places the organism in Eukaryota, Fungi, Basidiomycota, Tremellomycetes, Tremellales, Bulleribasidiaceae. The record is from RefSeq and is a predicted model, not a curated record.